AUGGAGGUCGCGCAAUCGAGCUACGACCCACGGGCUGAAAGCACAAAGUGUCCGCCAGCCGCGGACGGCAUGGAGCGGUUCGCGUGCCCCACUCCUGACAGACAGGGGCGUUACAGAUGUAUCGAUGACCACGUGCUUUGCGACGGCUUCAUCGACUGCCCAAGCGGGGAAGACGAAGAUCGUCAAGCCUGCAUGUUCUAUAAAACGACAAAGGCACACUUGGACGUACUCGCCGACGCGCUGCUGCGGUGGGCGCGCGGCCGUUAA
Molecule: messenger RNA, 267 nt
Organism: Leptosia nina
Lineage: Eukaryota; Metazoa; Arthropoda; Insecta; Lepidoptera; Pieridae
Source: the annotation of a GenBank genome assembly